This is a messenger RNA of Salvelinus sp. IW2-2015, 2958 nucleotides long. Its product is annotated as interleukin-31 receptor subunit alpha. Gene Ontology annotation, molecular function: cytokine receptor activity; cytokine binding. Gene Ontology annotation, cellular component: signaling receptor complex; external side of plasma membrane. NCBI's taxonomy places the organism in Eukaryota, Metazoa, Chordata, Actinopteri, Salmoniformes, Salmonidae. The transcript has 16 exons. The coding region runs from base 114 to 2495 and encodes 793 amino acids. The record is from RefSeq and is a predicted model, not a curated record. Gene Ontology annotation, biological process: cytokine-mediated signaling pathway.
UCCACAUUGUUUUUCAUGAAGUCACGUUAAAACUCCCACAGAUUUUCGUGGCUGUCAGACAGAAAACCAGGCGAGAGAUAAAACAUAACUAUGAAUUGGAUGCUGUGACAACAAUGCAUUGUCUCCAUAAACCUCUGCCCUAUUUAAUCUUUGGUGUUCUCUUUGGAUAUUUUACCUCGCUCUCUUCCCUUCUCCAAGUUUCUCCAGUGACCUGUAGGUGCAAGAACAUCUCUUCAUGUUAUGGACACUGUGUCACAUCCCAAGAGGGAGUCAGUGAAUUAGAUUGCUUUGGUAAACAUCUGGGCUUAAGUAGGAUCGGCUGGAAAUGUGUGUGGACACCUGUAAAACACCAAACACAAAGAUACACACUCUGUAUAGAACAGAAAACACAUAGCAAAAUGCAUGCAAACAUAUCGGAGACGUCUCAGAAUAUUCAUCUGUCCAAGAAGUUUAACAUGACAGCUCAUGUAUUUGACAAGAGUGAUUUGAAGAGCUGCACAAAGACUGUUUUCAGAGGUUCACCCCAACAAUUGGUUCGAUGCGGCCCCCCAUCUAAUGUACACUUGAAUCGACAUUCAAGACAGCUGGAUAUCCAGGCCUCCUGGAGGAAGGAGGAGACCAAAUAUAUCCCUCUUUACUCUGUGAGAUACAAGGAGCUGAACAGCUCGCAAUGGAAAGAGCCACCAGUGCAAUCCAAGGAUAGAAAUAGGUGCACUGUGGGUAAUCUUAACUCCUCACUGUCCUAUGAGGUGCAGAUAGAGUGUGUGGCCAACAACAAAUGUACCCAGUGCCCCUGGAGCGAGGUUUUCACAGUCCCACCCGAACUUACUGAUACGCCUGUCAUUGAGAUGGUAAAAGAUAGUCGUCCACAAACCAAAGGGAGGAGAUUAGUGAUCAUAAAAUGGAAGUUUGCAGCCAGUGAGUUAGCGGAGGGCUACAGUGUUUCCGUGGGGAAAGCCUCAGGAGAGGAUCCUAUUGAGACCUUCAACACCAGCAGGCACCUACUCAUAGUGACCCUGUCUCACUCAGCCUACCACCUCAAAAUCACAGCUCUCAACAGGGCUGGGACCUCACCUGCAGCACAGAGCACUAUACGGCCACUGGAUGACAAAGACUUAUAUGGGAAGCUGAAUCUGACAUUCAAUGGCAACACGUCCUUUACUGUCUCCUGGGUGGAUGACCUGAUCAAAACCUACUCCUGCUUCUCAGUGGAGUGGUGGACGAGAGGAAACAAAGCUGCUCACAAGUCCUUCUAUGAGGAUGAGAACAAUUAUGAAGUCAUACCAUUGCACGAGCCAUUAGAGCUGUAUAAGAGGUACACCUUCACUCUGCACACGAGGCCAGACAAAGAGCCCUGCAACCUGAAGUUCAUCAACAACAGCGAGAGCACCUACGGGAGCAUCCAGUCCUACUUCACUGAAGGAUCCCCAAUUAGCGCCCCAGGGAACAUCAGCAGCAGUAAUGUUACCCAGAGCUCCAUGGUGCUGGAGUGGACGUCAGUCCCUGAGAAGGACACCAGAGGUUUCCUGCUGGGCUACAUCCUCCAUUACACAGAGAGCCCGGAUGACAGGACAGACGCUGAGACAAACGUCACUGUGGAUGCUGGUUCAACCAGCUACGAGUUGGUGGACCUAAAAAGCAAUACUGUGUACCAAGUCCAGUUAUCUGCCUUCACUGCUGCAGGAAUGGGAGUGAGAAGCUCAGCCGUAUACUUCGAAACCAAGUCAACAGUAUCCCUGUCUAUUGGUGGUAUGAUAGCAGGGGUCGUUAUUGGAGCAACUUUACUCUUACUUGUGGUUAAUCUCGGCUCUUGGUUGUUAAAAAGAGCAAAGAGACUACUUUGGCCAAGUAUCCCUAAUCCUGGUAACAGCAAUGCCAUCCAGAAAAUAGAUGGGGUCUGCGAGCUGGAACUCCUGGAGCCCAUCAACAGACAGAAGUUAGAGGAAGAGGGGGACACCAACAGUCUGCACAUUAUUGACAGUAGAGAAGAAACGUCUCCCGUUAGCAACCUCCAUAGCAACACAGACUCAUGUCUACACCUCAACACAGACCACGAGGAGAAUCAAGAGCCUUCAAAGACAACCGCAGACUCUGCCGAGCCCACUAAAGUAGACCCUCAAAUCAACAUGGGCUUGUGCCGAAGAAACACAGCCACAGACAGUAGCGCUCAAGAUCCCACUUCUGACACCAUUAAACCUACCACAGACACAAGACCGACAGACCUUGUCCCCAUUAGUACGGUGGCCCACCAGUGCCCGCAGUUGUCCUUUAUGAGUGAUUACACGACCAUGGAACUCUUCCAACAGGCUAUGACACAAUGUGUUCCAGCCACUAUAUCAUUGGAACCCCAUGGCCAGUCAAGCCAGUCAGAGGACACAGACUCACCCCUGACCAGACCAGAGUUAGAUUACAUACACCAGUCCCUCUAUGACACUGUCCUCCACCUGUCCCAAGGCAGCACAAGUCCAACUGAGUUGUAUUACACGGUUCUUUGAGAAUGUUUACUGUAGAUUCUAGAAUCUGCCUUUCUCACAGAUGCUGUGGAACAAUUCUCAGCCUUUCAUCUAUGUAAAAAAGCCAGAUGCUGCCAUCAGUGUCACCCUGUUGACUAGCCUACUUAGAGUUCUGGACAUUAUUGGAUCGUCAUAACUUUGGAAUGAGAAACCUUUCAAUGACAUACAGGAACUUAAAAUGCUGUUAUCCUAUGAAUACGUGUAUUGAUAGCCUGCAGUGCGGUGGUCACAGAAUGUAUUGAGGGAUUGUUUGAGGAGCAGAAAUUUCCCAAUCGUUUUUUCAGAGACCAUUUUAUUCUCGGUUUAUGUAAACUGACAUAGUGAACCUGUACAACAUCAGAAAGAUGGACCCUCUAACAAAGACAUCAAUAUCAUCUAUAGCAGGCUUUUACCCCAUGUUUCAUAUGGAUUUGGUAAUGGAUUAAACAAAUACCAUCACAUGGCA